CCCCCCCCCCCCCCCCCCCCUGGAGAUAAAUAAUGACCGGUCGAUUAGUUUCGUUUUGCUGUAUUUCGUUUCGUUUUAUUCGUUUUGGGCUAUUUCGUUUCGUUUCUCCCUUUCUAUUUUGUUUACGGUUUCGCAAUUGACAGAUACCUUAAAGUGAUCACGAUUUACAGUUUUUGAUAGUUUAAGGAUGUUUGUUGCUCCUCUUGUUUUUGAAGUUUUGCCAGAUUUUCGGAAUCCUCUGGUUUUAUCCAUGUAUUGCCAUUAAAAAAUUUUGCCAACUAACCCCUACUUUUCUUUUCAUAAUUUUAUUACAUAUAGUUUAAAAAAAAGCCAUAUUUGAAAAUCUUAUAAAAUUCUUGUUAUUUUUUCAUAGUUUUUGAAACAAAAAAGCGGCCAAUGUUAAAAGUAUGAAAAAUCUAGAGAGAAUCAUUUCCCGCCAAAUUUUCAAUGGCUUAUAUCUCGAAAACAAGCACACGGACCCAUCAUUUUUUUCUGCUUUUUUAGUUCCUUUAUUUAUAUACUAUCAUUUUAGAACAGUCUUUUAGAAAGCUUGUUAUUUUGAAUCAGAGUAGCGAACAUCCUUAAUUGAGGGAAUUUCCAUACAAAGUUAAUAUAGACUGUCCCUGUUUAAUUGUACAGUACAGUACAAUUGAUAGAAGAGCUCGUAUUCAUCGCCUCGUUGUGACUUUUAAACUUCCUGGUCUUCUCAGAAUAUGCUGUCCAUUGAUGCUGUCAACCUAAAGCUUUAAACCAACAAGAAAUUAACAGACUGUUAUUGACCUGUGGCAGCUGGUAUUAACGCCAUGAAAACACCAUUUAAAAUAAGCUGAAGUUGUAAUUGGAGUUUGAUGAAGGAUAAUUUGUAGUUAUUGACAGAACUAGAACCAACAGACUUACGUUUGGGUAUUUAAUCAUACUGAAUAUAUAUUUCUGAUGUAUAGGUGAUAUAAUGGCAAAUUGGGAUGAGAAACUUUGUACAGCUGCUGUGGUUGGAAAUGUUAAAGAUGUGGAAUUAUCUAUACAAAAUGGAGCUAAUUUGGAAUAUAAAAGUGAUUAUUGGGGAAUGACACCAUUAAUGUUGGCUGCUGAGAUAGGACACCUGGAGGUGGUGACGUACCUGGUCACUCACGGCAGUCAGUUAGAAGUCACAGACAAGUAUGGACGAACAGCUUUACAUUGUGCUGCUCAGUAUGGACAGAUUGAUAUAACAAAAUGGUUAAUAGAUCAAGGAUGCAGUCCUUGGGUGAAAACAAAAAAGGGUCAGACUCCUUAUGAUGUGGUAACAAGUAACAUCUUUGGCUCUGAAGCGGCAAAAAGGAAGAAGAAAGAAGUGAUGGACUUCCUAAAGGAUGCCAUGUCAAAGACAUCCCCAGAAGUAACUACUGACACCCAUUUACAGGAACCUGCAGCACCUGUAGUUGAAGAUUCCAUCAAGAAAGGGCAACAGUCUGCCAUGUUAAAUCGUUUAUUAGGGAAGGGAAGCUAUGAAUCUUUUGAUAUGAGAUGCAUGGUGACCGGCCAAUUUUCAGUAGGGAAAUCGACUCUUGUGAAGCUGUUAGCUGGUGAUGUCAUACCAGAAGGGCGACAUCCCACUGAUGGAAUUUCUCUCGUUGAAGGUCGCUGUGGCCUUGAUAUUGAGACAAAAAGUUGGAUUCUUAUUGAUCCAGAAGCUUAUAAUGCCCUGGAUGUUGUGUACAAUAAGGUUUUAAUGACCUCACUGGAAGAGGAAGACUCUGAACAAACCGAAAAGUUAGAACAGGCUUCAGAUACAAGCCCAACUAGUUAUGCCAAAACCACACUUUCCUCUUUGCCCUCAGAACAGUCUACAGCAGCACUAUCUCUACCACCUCAGAAAUCCUCCAAUGUGUCUUCCACGGUAAAACAGAAAACGAGAACCAGAAUGACAAAAGAAGAAAUAAGAAGGAAAAUGGAAAAAGUCCUCAAAAGUGGGCAGUAUAAGAUGAAAGUUGGACGUCUUAUCUUUUGGGAUUUUGGUGGACAAUAUGUUUAUUUAACAACACACCAGACCUUCAUGACGUUCCGAGCCUUGUUUCUUGUAGUAUUUGAUGGGAGCAAAGAUUUGCAUGAACAGGUCCCUGAUGUGAUGUAUUUUCCAGGGCAGCACAUGACGCCAACUCCAGCAGUAUUCUUGCAAUAUUGGGUCAAUUCCAUCCUGACCUAUUGUAAGGUUGUAUAUGCAGGCAUUCCAAAGAUCUUGUUUGUUGCCACUCACAAGGACAAAGUACCAAGGGAGAAUGUUGAGACACGACGUGAAAUGCUUCACAGUGGAAUUGAGAAGUUGUUUAAAGACCACGAGGGACAACAUCAUCUGGUCCUUAGACCUCUAAUAUUUGUCAAUGCAAAAAAUCAAGACGACCCAGAAAUAGAAGUUCUGAAGAAAACAAUUACAGAACUUACAUUCAACCACCCAUGUUGGGGUGAAAGAAUGCCCAAUGCUUGUGUUCCACUAGAGCUGGAGAUCGCUGAAUUAGUGGCAGAAGGAAAACAAAUUAUGUCAUUGGCUGAAGUUAAAGAAUUAAAUGCCAUCAGCGAGGUGUCUGUCCUGUCUCCUGAGCAGCUAACAGAUUUUUUACAUUAUCAACACUCUCUUGGAAAGAUUGUUUAUUUUGAUACCCCACAGCUGAGAGAUAAUGUUAUCAUAAGCCCCCUUCUUAUGGUGGAAGUAAUGAGAUCUUUCAUUACAGAUGUUGAAUUCUGGCCAAAAGAAGAUAAAACAUGGAAAACCUUCAAAAAGAUGUCUAUAAAUGGAAUGAUACAAAAAGUAGACCUCUACCAGAUAUGGGAGCAAGAAGAAUUCCGUCAGAUUUUACCAUUUAAAGAGUACAUAUUUGAUAUGCUGAUACACCUAGAUAUCAUAUCUGAACAGCGUAGAUAUGAUACAAAAACAGGAAGUCGUCUACCAAUAGAAAACUUCUUUGUACCCUGUAUGCUUACACAAAGAAACGAUACAGAUUUCUUGACACAAGAAUGUACACCAGAGAGGACUUUUAGUUUGGCCUUUGUUUUCAAAGGAACCAUCAUACCUCCAGCCUUACCAAACCGUCUAAUAUGCGCAUGUCUCAGUAUGUGGACAUUAAAACAAUACCGUGGAAGGAAACUUAUGUUUUCUGGGUUUGUUGGGUUAUCAUUUGAUAAAGAGCAUGAUAUUGUUGUCUGUGUAGAAGGAAACAAGAUCUUAUUGUACCUAGUCCACAAGCGCUCCAAGGGCCUGAUAGUACCUGAGAUAGCCACUAGUGUCAGAGAAUGUUUGCAUUUAACAUUGGAGAGGAUUUCAGAAUUUUAUCAGUCUACUGUCCACGAAAAAGUUAGCGGUCAACUCCCAUUUCACACUGAGUAUUCCUGCUCUAGAUUUAUCUGUUACAUUCCAGGAGAAAGGUUAGCUUUAAAAACUGAUGAGUGCGUUUGUAACCAUGGUGACAACAUUAAACGCAACUGGAAGGUUUGGAACCAGGAACAGAAACAAAAGCAGUGUGAUCCGGAUUGUACAGGUUUGAGUGAAGAUGCAUUAUCUCACAUUCCAAGUAAUACAGAGUUGCUUCGUUUGUCUGUUAAUUGUGAGACACGCAUGAUACAUGAUUUAGCUAUUCAUCUUGAAAUGGAAGAAAAAGAAUGGAAUGAUAUGGUAGAGAAUUAUCCAAGAAAUACACAAAUGGUCAAGUUUUUAACACUUAUUGAUUUGAGAGAGAACAAUGGAAUACGUUUUGGAGAUUUGGCCAAAGGCUUAAGAGAAAUGAGGAUAACGACACAUACCUUAUGUAUGAUGAGGAGGAGAAAACAAAUGAUAUCUAGUAUUCCAGACGAUAUCUUAGAUUCGAUUCCUUCUGAUGAAAUAUUAGAUAACAUAUCACCACAUAUUGGUAAAAUGGUCUUUCAAUUAGGAACAGAACUUGGAUUGUCCAUAGCAGACUUGGACAACAUAGACAAAUGUAAUUGUGACUUGACCGACCAGAGUAAAGAAGUGUUAUUUACGUGGAGGAGAGACCGAUUAGUAAGACCUACAAUACGUGUCCUUGAACAAGCUUUGGUAAAUAGUCGAAAAGGUGCAAGGUGUUUAGAGGAGGUUGUAAAGAAUGUGGAUCCUAAAGCACUGAGAGCUGUAGAAACCGUUACAGAUAGAAUCAGAGAUAAUGCAGACAGAAUAAUACAAGAAAUACAAACCAGCCAGAUUUUGGAUCAUAUGAUGACACAAUUGGUGAUAUCAGUAGAUGACAGACGCCGUAUUGAACAACAUGCGGGACAAGAUGAUCAGAACAAAGCAUUGCUGGAUAUUGUGAAUAAAAGAAGAGAACCUGCGUAUGGUGUAUUUGUUGACGGAUUAAAUACCUAUGGAUAUGAAGAGCUCGCAAAUGAUUUGAAAUGUGAUUCACAGGAAAUAAGCCCAAGUGCAGCACUAGUACCCGCUGAGAAUGAAGGCUUAUCAGACUGGAAUGUUCCAUUGUAUAAAGUUCGUCUACAGAAGAAUUAUCUCAAGGUUAUUACUGAUAUACAACAUGAGAGCAUAGUAGAUCAUCUAAUAUCAAGAGAGGUAGUGUCUGUAGAUGAUGGGAAGAAGAUAGAAUCUGGUAAAACCCCACAGGAAAAGAACAGGAAUUUAAUGGACAUGCUUUUGCGUAAAAAUGAACGAGGAUUUAUUGAAUUUCUCAAAGCUUUAAGAAAAGACUCAAUUUACAAAGAUUUAGCAGAUCAAAUUGAAAGCACAGCAGUUACGAGAAGAAAUAUAGAAAUCCUUAAAAAGUGCUAUCAAUAGAAUAUAUAAUAAUAUUUCUUUCAGAAAAAAAAAACUAUACACGACAAGUUAAAGAAAGCUAGAACAAACGCCUGUGAACAAUCAAUAGAAGGAGGUAUUACCAAUGCUCAAAAAUUUGGUCACUUAAGUAAUCAAAGUGAAUGAAUCACACUAUGCUAGUUAUAACAUUCUCAUAUAUUCAACAUAUUUCAUGUAUGAUUGUCAUGGCAAGAAAUAAAAACUAAAACAUG
This is a messenger RNA of Mytilus californianus (California mussel), 4998 nucleotides long. RefSeq lists its product as uncharacterized. Lineage: Eukaryota; Metazoa; Mollusca; Bivalvia; Mytilida; Mytilidae. Gene Ontology annotation, biological process: regulation of apoptotic process; signal transduction. Gene Ontology annotation, molecular function: protein binding. Bases 950 to 4768 code for a protein of 1272 amino acids. The transcript is spliced from 19 exons. The record is from RefSeq and is a predicted model, not a curated record.